Suillus clintonianus is the source of this 1007-nucleotide messenger RNA. RefSeq names its product aspartyl protease-domain-containing protein. The transcript has 5 exons. Gene Ontology annotation, biological process: proteolysis. Lineage: Eukaryota; Fungi; Basidiomycota; Agaricomycetes; Boletales; Suillaceae. The coding region runs from base 284 to 967 and encodes 227 amino acids. Gene Ontology annotation, molecular function: aspartic-type endopeptidase activity; protein binding. The record is from RefSeq and is a predicted model, not a curated record.
CAGCGUGUUCUCGACCACGAUGAUCAUCAAAUGAUCAUACUAAGUGCUUGUACAGAUCAGUGCAGGAUUGUCAGAAUACAAAGGCGCUUGAGAGCUGAUAUAAAGCGCUCCGAGGUUCUGGUUCUCUCGAUAAUCACGUUCACUUUCUCUCUUGAUCAUAUCUGCAUCAGUCUCAGUUACAGCACCCGCACAAUAUCUUGUUCGGUUUCCUCGAGACUCUAGCUUUCGCUACCCAUCAUACUGGUUUUGAGCCGCAAAAUACUGGUAGACGACGAACGCAACGAUGCAGUUGACGUUCGUAACGGAUUUAGGACAGUCGUAUUCUGUUGACAUCGACCCUGACAUGGAGCUUGAGAACGUGAUGGCUUUGCUAGAGGCAGAGUCGAGUAUACCCCCCAGCGAACAAAGCAUAUCGCACAAUGGACGCGAACUUAUAGAUCCCAAGGCUACCAUCCGGGCGCUUGGCGUAGGCGAGCACGCUAUGCUCCUCUUGCGCAGGCGUGUCAACGUUCCCGGGCCUGAAGGCAGACCCAUAGAACAAGAUGCAGAGAUGAUGAGACUGCAAAUCCUUGGAGAUCCACAACUUAUGAGACAAUUACAAGAGACACUACCGGAAAUAGCUGCUGCUGCCCAGUCCAACCCUACACGUUUUGCAGAGCUCUUGCGACAGCAACGUGACCGCGCACAGCAAGCUGAGCUUGGUCGGCAGCGCGAAAUUUCGGCUCUCAAUGCUGACCCAUUCGAUGUUGAGGCGCAGCGUCGUAUUGAAGAAGCUAUCCGUCAACAGGCGGUCAUGGAAAACAUGGAGCAUGCGCUCGAGUACUCCCCAGAAGCGUUUGGGCGGGUGACGAUGCUUUACGUGCCGGUGGAGGUAAACUCGCAUCCUGUGAAAGCAUUUGUGGACAGCGGAGCACAGCAGACAAUCAGUGUGUCUUAUCCACCAUUUGUGUCUGUCUGUCUGACCUGACUUGACUUGUGCAGUGAGCCCUGAAUGCGCAGAAGCAUGC